This is a messenger RNA of Chrysoperla carnea, 1795 nucleotides long. RefSeq names its product inositol oxygenase. NCBI's taxonomy places the organism in Eukaryota, Metazoa, Arthropoda, Insecta, Neuroptera, Chrysopidae. The record is from RefSeq and is a predicted model, not a curated record. Gene Ontology annotation, cellular component: cytoplasm. The transcript is spliced from 5 exons. Gene Ontology annotation, molecular function: iron ion binding; inositol oxygenase activity. Gene Ontology annotation, biological process: inositol catabolic process. The coding region runs from base 105 to 1016 and encodes 303 amino acids.
AUUUUUUGGUAUAUAAAAGCGAUUCGAAGUUCAAAACAUCUAAAUUCUGAAAGUGUGUGGUUUAUUUAUCUUUUAAGAAGUUUAAUUUAUAUUUUUCUUUAACAAUGUCUGCCACUGUUAGGGCUCAUUCAACAAAUGAAAAUUUCAAGAAUAAUGAAAAAUUGGGUGUAAUUGAUCCAAGUGAACUGUUACGACCUGAACCAGCAUUCGCAAAAAAACCAGUUGGACAAUUCCGUGAUUACACUGUUGAUGAAAGUGAUCCAAUCAAGGAACGUGUACGCCGUACUUAUUAUGAAAUGCACACAAAUCAAACUGUGGAUUUCGUUAAAGGUCGAAUGGGAAAAUGGUUGAAAUUUAACCAUUUCAAAGCAACAGUUCGAGAAGCAUUGGAAAAAUUAAAUGAUUUAGUUGAUGAAAGUGAUCCAGAUUCAAAUAUUCCAAAUAUUGUUCAUGCAUUCCAAACAGCUGAACGUAUUCGUCAUGAACAUCCAGACUUAGACUGGUUCCAUUUAACUGGUUUAAUACACGAUUUGGGAAAAGUAAUGGCUUUCUAUGGUGAACCACAAUGGGCUGUAGUUGGUGAUACGUUUCCAGUAGGUUGUGAAUGGGGAAAAUCGAUUGUAUACCGCGAUGGAUCCUUUGAUAAAAACACGGAUGGAAAUGACAGUCGCUACAAUACAAAAUAUGGUAUGUAUGAGGCCCAUUGUGGAUUGGAUAAUUUAACAAUGUCUUGGGGUCACGAUGAAUAUUUAUAUCGGGUUUUGAAACACAACAAAUCAACAUUACCAGAAGAAGGUUUACACAUGAUUCGAUACCAUUCAUUUUACCCAUGGCAUGCCGGUGGUGACUAUGCACAUUUAUGCAACGAAAAAGAUCAGGAAAUGAUGGCAUGGGUUCUCAAAUUUAAUACAUUUGAUUUAUACACCAAAAGUGAACAUAUUCCAGACAUUGAAGCUUUAUGGCCAUAUUACGAGAGUCUAAUCGACAAAUACAUACCAGGCGUAUUAGAAUGGUAAAAUUAUCGGGGGAAAAAAGACUUAACUUAAAAGACGUAAUAUAAUUAAUUGAAUAUUAAUUGUUAAAAGAAAGUAUCAAUUAUGCAAUUUUAAUAAUUAAAAUUCAAUUAGUUUCAAUGAUUUAAUUUAUUUGUGAGAAGAAAUGGAUUUUGUUGAUUUUAUUUUGCCUAAAUUUAAAUUAAGCGACUAUUCGACCGAAUGCAUUACAUACAAAGAAACUCGACCCAGCAAUUCUGUGGAAUGUUCGAAGGCAAAAAUAUUGAUUUAACUUGAUUCGCAGAAAAGUACCUACAGUAUACCUAAUACGUAUACAAAUUAAUUUUUUUAUUAUAUAAUUAAAUUUUUUUAAUUAAUAAAAUACAUAUGCUCUAAAAUAUAAGACGGAAAAUGUGGAAAAAUGAUUAAAUUCUUUAAUUGUUUUGACAUAAAUUCAAGAUUUCGUAUUGGGAAAAUCAUUUUGCCAAACGCAAAUCAUAAUAGGCUUAAACUUGGUUUCGACAGUCGUUGAAUAAAUAAUAGCUGUAUAUUAGAAAAUCAUAGAAAUUUACAAAAAUACUGUUCAAAUGUAUUAAUGAACUAUUAAAUAAAAAUUAGCCCAUGGCAAAGAACACCACUGCUUUUUCAAGAUUUAAGCCUAGUUAAGACUGGUUUACGCCAUUAGUGAUUUCCCCAAUAAUGACAGUUUGGUUUUUAAAAAUUAUUUGCUAUUAUAGAUACUAAAAAAGAACUUGCCUUAGAAAUUUACGGCUGCGUUCUAGAUGUUUAUUUUAGAAUUUAAU